UAGGCCUCUGUUGCCAUGGAGACGGCGGCGGCGGCGCGCGCGUGAAUUAAUAGGAAGAAGACUCUCGGCAAAAUGUUUGUCUACCUGAGCAAGAAGAUUACAAUUCCUGGCAAUGUUCGGCUAAGAUCUAUUUCUUGGAGCAAGGACCAGGGCUAUAUAGCAUGUGGGGGAGAAGAUGGUCUGCUGAAAGUUUUAAAAUUGGAGACAAAAACAGAUGAAUCCAAAGCAAAGGGGCUUGCAGCACCUAGCAAUCUCUCAAUGAAUCAAACACUGGAAGGUCACACUGGUGCUGUGCAAGUAGUGACUUGGAAUGAACAGUAUCAGAAAUUAACCAGCAGUGAUGAGCAUGGACUUAUUAUUGUGUGGAUGCUGUAUAAAGGUUCUUGGUAUGAGGAAAUGAUCAACAACAGAAAUAAAUCUGUUGUUCGAAGUAUGAGAUGGAAUGCUGAUGGACAAAAAAUUUGCAUUAUAUAUGAAGACGGUGCUGUAAUUGUUGGUUCUGUGGAUGGGAAUCGCAUUUGGGGAAAGGAUUUGAAAGCACAACUCCAUCAUGUUGCAUGGUCUCCAGAUGGCAGGACUCUGCUCUUUGGAAUGGCAAAUGGUGAAAUACACAUUUAUGACAAGAAUGGGACUUUUAUGAUGAAAAUGAAAAUGAACUGUUUGGUGAAUGUAACUGGAGCGUUCAGUAUUGCUGGAAUCCACUGGUACCCUGGAACGGAGGGCUACGUUGAACCAGAUUGUCCUUGCCUUGCUAUUUGUUUUGACAAUGGAAGAUGCCAAAUAAUGAGACAUGAGAAUGAUCAAAAUCCUGUCUUAAUCGACGCUGCUCUGAAUGUUGUGACUCUUCAGUGGAACCACUGUGGAAAUGUCCUGGCUAUUGCAGGCUUCCAGAAAGUAGCUGGACAAGAUAAAGAUAUAAACGUGGUACAGUUCUACUCUCCAUUUGGUGAGCAUUUGCGUACCCUGAAGGUUCCAGGCAAACAAGUUUCAGCUCUGUCUUGGGAAGGAGGAGGCUUAAAAAUAUCGCUAGCCGUUGACCAAUGUAUUUAUUUUGCAAAUAUCCGGCCAGACUAUAAGUGGGGUUACUGCACUAAUACAGUGGUUUAUGCAUAUACCCGACCUGAUCGUCCAGAGUACUGUGUUGUCUUCUGGGACAUAAAAAACAAUGAGAAGUAUUUGAAGUAUGUCAAGAGUCUGAUUUCCAUUACCACCUGUGGAGACUUCUGCAUUUUGGCAACCAAAGCCGAUGAAAAUCAACUUCAGGAGGAGCAUGAAACUGACUCUCUUGGUGCAAUGUAUGUACUUGUUCUCUGCAAUUCCAUUGGUACUCCUCUGGAUCCAAAAUAUAUUGACAUUGCACCACUGUUCGUUAUCAUGACCAAAACCCAGGUGAUAGCAGCUUCAAAAGAAGCAUUUUAUAUCUGGCAGUAUCGCGUGGACAAGAAGCUCACUGCGAUGGAAAUUAAUCAGGUGGCACGAACUAGAAAAGAGGGCAAAGAGAGGAUUUAUCAUGUAGAUGAUACCCCUUCUGGAGCAGGUGAUGGAGUACUUGAUUAUGCGAAAGCUUUACAAGGAACGAGGGAUCCGAUUUGUGCAAUAACAGCAUCUGAUAAGACACUUAUUAUUGGUCGAGAAUCUGGCACCAUUCAGAGCUACAGGCUCCCCAACGUUGGUUUGAUUCGGAAGUAUCUCCUCAACUGUCGGCCUUAUCAAAUGUCUCUGAAUUGCAUUUCCAGCCGUCUCGCUAUCAUAGACAUGUUAGGAAUGCUGGUUUUCUUUGACUUGGACACCCGAAUAACAGACAGUUCAGGAAGCCAAGCAGUAGGUGAACAACUCAAACUGGAACGCAAAGAUGUUUGGGAUAUGAAAUGGGCCAGAGAUAAUCCAGAGUUAUUUGCCAUGAUGGAGAAAACGAGGAUGUAUGUGUUCAGAAACAUGGAUCCUGAGGAACCCCUUCAAACAUCCGGAUACAUUUGCAACUUUGAAGAUUUAGAAAUCAAAUCUGUUUUACUGGAUGAAAUAUUAAAGAAUCCUGAACAUCCUAAUAAGGAUUACAUACUUAAUUUUGAGAUUAGAUCACUACGAGAUGCACAGGCGAUUGUAAAUAAUGCAGGCAUUGCAGAGUCUGCCCAGUUCAUUGAAGAAAAUUCACACCCAAGGCUUUGGCGACUGUUGGCUGAAACAGCUCUCCAGAGAUUGGAUCUUGACACUGCUGAGCAAGCAUUUGUGCGCUACAAAAAUUACCAAGGUAUCAAGUUUGUCAAGCGUCUUCUCAACCUCCAGAGUGAAUUACUGAGGCAAGCCGAAGUGGCAGUUUACUUCGGCAAAUUCGAAGAAGCUGAAAGAAUGUAUUUGGACAUGGACAGAAGAGACCUUGCUGUUGAUUUGCGAAUGAAACUAGGGAAUGGAUUUCGAGUAGUGCAGCUUUUGCAAACGGGCUCGGGACACGGAGACGACAGUCUCCUUGAAAUGGCACACAAUGAAAUUGGGGACUACUUUGCCGAUAGACAGAAAUGGACAAAUGCUGUGCCAUAUUAUGUACAAGGCAGAAACCAUGAACGUUUGGCUGAAUGUUACUAUAUGCUGGAAGACUAUCAAGCGCUAGAGGAUUUGGCUAACUCACUUCCAGAAAACAACAAAUUGCUUCCUGACAUAGCCCACAAGUUCGUUACUGUGGGUAUGUGCGAACAAGCUGUAGCAGCCUUUCUCAAGUGUAACAGACCCAAGGAUGCAGUAGAUAUCUGUGUAAAUCUCAACCAGUGGAGUAAAGCUGUUGAGCUGGCUAAGCAACACAAUAUGAAAGAGAUUGGCUCUCUACUAGCUAGAUACGCUUCUCAGUUAUUAGAAAAGAACAAGCCCCUUGAUGCUGUUGAGUUGUAUCGUAAAGCCAACUAUUUCUUUGACGCUGCUAAGCUCAUGUUCAAGAUUGCAGAUGAAGAGGCUAAAAAGAGGAGCAAGCCUUUGCGUGUAAAAAAGCUCUAUGUGAUGUCAGCUUUACUCGUAGAACAAUAUCACGAACAAAUGAAAAACGCGCAGAGGGGAAAAGUCAAGGGGAAAAUUUCAGAGGCUACUUCAGCAUUAGCCGGUUUGCUCGAGGAAGAUGUUCUCUCUUCAGACAGUCGCCUGAUCGAUAACGCUUGGCGAGGAGCUGAGGCUUACCAUUUUUUUAUACUUGCCCAAAGGCAGCUUUAUGAGGGUUAUGUAGAUACAGCAAUGAAGACUGCCCUUCACUUGAGGGAUUACGAAGACAUCAUUCCUGCAGUAGAGAUCUAUUCCCUGUUGGCUCUUUGCGCAUGUGCCAAUAGAGCCUUUUCUAUCUGUUCAAAAGCUUUUGUUAAACUGGAAUCUUUGGAAAACUCUCUCCCAGACCAGAAGCACCAGUAUGAAGAGCUUGCCCUGCAGAUAUUCACAAAACACUUUCCUAAAGAUAACAAGAAGUCAGAGUUGGAGGGUCUUCUUGAAGAGGGAGAAGGGAAGCUGCCAACCUGUGUGGCUACAGGAAGAGCCAUCACAGAGUAUCAGUUUUGGAUGUGCAAUAUCUGCAAGCACUGUGUACAAGCCCAAGAAAUCAGCAAUUACAAUUUCUGCCCUCUCUGCCACAGCUCAGUGGCCUAUUAAUCAUAGGAAAAUGUCUGCGCUGUUAUCGGUAUGCACAACAAGUGCAAAUGUAUGUGGUGUGAAAUGCUUAGAAGGCCCUGUUGAGAUUGUUACGGGGGGG
Lacerta agilis (Sand lizard) is the source of this 3718-nucleotide messenger RNA. RefSeq names its product WD repeat domain 35 (gene WDR35). Lineage: Eukaryota; Metazoa; Chordata; Lepidosauria; Squamata; Lacertidae. The transcript is spliced from 28 exons. Gene Ontology annotation, biological process: non-motile cilium assembly; protein localization to cilium; intraciliary retrograde transport. Gene Ontology annotation, cellular component: non-motile cilium; intraciliary transport particle A. The record is from RefSeq and is a predicted model, not a curated record. Gene Ontology annotation, molecular function: protein binding. Bases 73 to 3618 code for a protein of 1181 amino acids.